AUGGACACGGAAUUUCUACCAACAUAUGAAAAAGCGAUCCACUCAAAUACUGCAACAUUACCUGUUGACGGAACCUCACCAUUGGGCGGCACUCAAACUCUUAGAAACCACGAACAACCACCAAAGUAUACUCUUAUCGAUGGAUAUUUGCGAGAAAACUACAGAAAGUCCAAGAAAAACCCAUGUUUGGCAUUACUUGGUUGGAUCUUGUCGAUAUUUGUGUUCAUAUCAUACCUCAUUGUCGUCUUGGGAUGUGUGACAAAACCACUCAAAAACCUAUACUUUGUUCAUUUUGACAUUGAACAUGCCAGUUAUGUUAAGGGAGUACGUCGAUAUGGCUAUGGCUACGCAGCAGAAGAUAAGAGCAAACUACCGCUAAAUGAAGUGGAUACUAGCAGUGCGACAGUCUCCGAAUUUGCAGCCAUAAAGAAAUAUGAUCUUUCAAGUGAAGAAGUUACGGAAAGGUUAAGCUCAAGAACCACUCCCAGCCCUUCAAAAGCAAUCCCUUUUUCAAGAGAUUCUGUGUCAAAUCCAUCUCUGCUCUUGCCAACAAGAAUCCCAUAUCUUGAAACGUAUAUGGGAUACUUUGGUCCACUAGAUGACAAUGCUACCUAUGUGAGCGGAAAAGAUCUUUUUCUUGAUCAAAGCUACUUUGCGGGAGUGUGGGUUUGGGGAAGGGAAAAUUAUGGUUUCUACGAAUCAACCUACUUACCACUUGAGCCAGGGUUGAAUAUUUCUCAAAAAAUGAACGAAUACACAAGUACUUCACAUCUCAAUAUGGUUGGGUUGAACUACUUACCCGAUGAGUUUCCUCAAAGAUCCACUGUACUCCAUUGGAACAAAGUAUUCAAAGCCCUUCAGCCCUUAUCAGCAGUGUCUUUAUUUGCAACUUUCAUUUUUUUGUUUCUCAGCUUUCAAGUUGUUCCUACAAAAUUUACCUUGGCAGUAUCUUUGGUGUCACUUUGCAUUGCACUUGCUUUUAAUGUGUUGUAUACUGUUGUUUCCACUUCUUUUGCUUCCAAUUUGUCAAAGGCAUUCUGCUUUAAAGAAGUACCAGUAAAACGAGGAACAACCUCAAUUAUCCUACUAUGGGUUAGCUUUGCUGUUCAAGUAAUCGUAUCAGUUUUGCGAAUACUGAUUUUUUUGACCAACGACAGAUAA
Meyerozyma guilliermondii ATCC 6260 is the source of this 1161-nucleotide messenger RNA. RefSeq lists its product as uncharacterized. The record is from RefSeq and is a predicted model, not a curated record. The transcript has a single exon. The coding region runs from base 1 to 1161 and encodes 386 amino acids. Lineage: Eukaryota; Fungi; Ascomycota; Pichiomycetes; Serinales; Debaryomycetaceae.